AUGGACUUUGGAGUAGGCCACUUUAACCUCCCAGUAGGGGGAAAUUCCGACUUCCGAAUGGAAGAUUUCGAUCCCCAAAUGGAAGACUUUGAUGACGAGCUGGGAGGUUUCGACUUCUCGAUAGAGGGUAUGAAUUUACAAAUGGCAGACAACAAUUACCAGGUGGAGAAUAUGGAAUACCUAUUGGACAACUUCGCAUAUGACAACUUCACAUACGACAACCCCAACCCUACUAACGUAUCGGGCAAUCAACCCGGUCGUAACGAGACGAUAGGGCAGGCACCGGACAGAGAAGCUAGUGAUCCGUCGAGUCCAGAUUCUCAAGUCUUCGUUAACCAUUUCGAGUGGACAGAGAAUAAUCUACCCAUUGGAGUAUCUUUCGACCCGAAUGCCCCGGCAGUUACCCCUGAAUUCUUACGCGGAUGGACUUACAGACCUGGGCACGCCGAAGAGCUAGAGGAUGAGAACCAAGUUAUCUUUGCUUACCCCUCGAAUUCGAUUCCCAAAUCAACGACCACUAUGGGCGAUGCUCGCGACGGAUUUCAAAACCAUUUCUACUAUACCGACCGACGUCCAUCUAUGGUGUCCUUGUUGCACACGAAUACUACCGAGUAG
Messenger RNA from Daldinia childiae, 615 nucleotides. RefSeq lists its product as uncharacterized. The transcript is spliced from 2 exons. The coding region runs from base 1 to 615 and encodes 204 amino acids. The record is from RefSeq and is a predicted model, not a curated record. Lineage: Eukaryota; Fungi; Ascomycota; Sordariomycetes; Xylariales; Hypoxylaceae.